UCAAGAGUCGGUAAAUGCAUAGAAUUUAGAUAUGGAUGAUGUCAGUUGAAAAAAAAUAUAUGUAUAUUUGUAAAGAUUUCUGCCGCGCGAAAAGAAAGUAGCAACUUAAUCUUCAAAUUUACGCUUAAGGGGCUUUCUGAAGAUGGUAAGAAGCAGGAUGAAACCAAAACAUUACAGGGGUCAGAAAUAUGAGAGUCUGAGGAAAAGACAAAUGAAGAUAAAGAAGCCAUUUAAUGACCCCCUGUUUCCAGAUAUAAAAUCAAGUAUUGGUAACACUGAAUCUAUUCCUGACAAUUUAGAAUGGAAAAGGCCAAGUGAAUUAUGUGAUCAGCCUUGCCUGUUCAGUGAAAAUGUGCUGCCAGAAGAUGUGCUUAAAGGACAACUAAGCAGCAGAUGGUUUGUGUCAGCUUGUGCUGUUUUAGCUGGAGUCGGAGAGUUACGUAACAAGGUUGUUCCAGAUUACUCAAAACAAGAAUGGAACCCAAACAAAACAGAUGAAUAUGCAGGAAUAUUUCACUUUCAGUUUUGGAGGUUUGGUGAAUGGGUAGAUGUUGUUGUAGAUGAUCUUCUUCCAACUGUGAAUGGUACUUUAUUAUUCACUCAUUCAACAAAGGAGAAUGAAUUCUGGAUUCCACUUAUGGAAAAAGCAUAUGCAAAGCUACAUGGCUCAUACGAUGGUCUUCAUGGGGGACAUAUGGCUGAUGCCCUAGUGGAUUUCACAGGGGGUGUAUCAGAAAUUAUAGACAUGAGAGCAAAUGAGUAUGCUGACAGUCAUGAUAAACGUUCAUCACUAUUUGAUAUACUUUCUGCUGAAAUGAGAAAUCAUUCCUUGGUGUGUGCUGCAUGUACAGUUCUGAAUGAAGAAGAAUUUGGUACCAGAACAGAUAUGGGUCUCUGCAGAGGAACUGCCUAUGCUGUGACAGCUGUCAAAAAAGUUUAUUUGGGAGAAACAAGCCUGAGGAAUAUUUUCAAAGGACGUGAGAAGCUCCGAAUGGUUCGACUUCGAGAUCUGCUUAAUGAUAAGAUCAAGAGUGAGACAGAGUCCAAAGGUGAAGAUGGUGAUACACGAAGUAAUAAAGAAUACGCUUAUACAACAUCUCAAUUAACAAGGCUCCUGUCAUCAUCACCAGAAUGGUCAAAGGUCAGAGAAUCUGAAAGAGAUAGAAUGGGGCUAGCUCUAGAUUAUGAGACUGAAUUUUGGAUGCCAUUGGAGGAUUUUGUGAGAAAUUUUAGUGAGCUGACUAUAUGUCGUCUCUAUAACACCAAUAUAUUUGCUCUGUCACAAACGUGGAAGGAGGAGUCAGUAAGAGGAGAAUGGACGACUGGAGUUAAAGGCUCCCUAUCUGACAGAGCUGGUGGAAGUUCUGAGUUUCCAGAAACAUUUCUUCGGAAUCCACAGUAUUUAUUUGAUGUACGGGAUGAAGAUGAAAUAGUUCUGCAGAUGCUUCAAUGGGAUACAGCUUCUGUGCAUCAAGUAGCAGGACUUCAGAAACUUUUGAUUGGCUUCAACAUUAUCAAGGUUGAAGAAAACCGCAAAUACCGCCUUCACAAGCAAUGGGAACACAAUCCAACUAUUGUAUCAUUUAAUUACAUAAGGAAAAGGGAGAUUUUUUACAAAGGACAUUUGCCUAGAGGACGUUACAUCUUGAUUCCAACAACACUGAAACCAGGAGACACAGGAGGCUAUUUCGUUCGAAUUUUCUCUACCUCAAAUAUUAAAUUACGGACAAUAAAGCGGGAUGUACCAUACAAAACAUGUUACUGCUGUAAAUCAGGAUAUCCUGUGUGGGUUACAGUGGUCUAUGUUAAAGGAGCUGAAGGCCUUAAGAAAAUGGACAGAAUUGGUUCAUGUGAUGCCUACUGCAUAGUGAAAAGUGAAGGCAAGAAAGCAAAGACACACAUGGAAAAAAAUUCCUUGAAUCCCACAUGGAAUUCUACUUUUGUCUUCUAUCGCAGCUCUGUUGAUGAACCUGUAAUAAUCAAGGUCUUCAAUCAUAACUCAUGUUUACCAGAUAACUUCAUGGGACAAGUCAAGUUACCAGCCACAGUGAAUCAGCAUCCAAGCCCUAUUACUGUUGAUUUAAUGGGAAAAGGAAAGAAUGAAGGACAACCAACAAAGGGCUCACUAAUGCUUGAAAUAUUCACCAAUGACAAUUUAAUGAUGGUUUAAUUGUGUCUUUCCAUAGCUUAAAAGUGAUGCUAAGCCCUCUUAUGACCAAAGAUCUCUCUCUCUCUCUCUCUCUCUCUCUCUCUGUGUGUGUGUGUGUGUGUGUGUGUGUGUGUGUGUGUGUGUGAGAGAGAGAGAGAGAGAGAGAGAGAGAGAGAGAGAGAGAGAGAGAAAGAGUGUUGAGUUUAUCUCCUAUGCAAAACAUUUCCCUUACAAAUGCUUUUUAAGUGUGUAAUGACUACAAGGCUAAAUUCUUUGUUAUCAGUUAGCUGUAAUUGUAUCAUCAUAAGCCAACUGUCUGUAUUUCAUAAAAAUGUUUAUUCAUAUGCACAAUCACAAAAUGCUGUGCCUCUCAAUAAAUAUUUUUGAAAACUUUUCAACCACAAUAGUCUCCAGUAUGACAAUAUGUCAUACUUAGCUGAAGUGUUAAUUUAGUGAUAAGUGGUGGUAAAUGCCCUUUUCACAACAGUAAAAAAACAUAUGCAAUUAAUUGUUCAGAAUAUUCAUGUUUACCAAUAUUUAGAUAAGAAACUACUUCCGUCUGGUGUGUUUUCAGACUGUCGCAUUGUCAUCUUACCAUUCAUCUGAUUAUUGGUGAAAAUGUGUUCAAAAAAUAAGUGAAUAUAGCUUGUUGAGCUGAUAUCAGUUCUCAAUACUUUGUGUUAAUUACAAUUUUUAUGUACCUGUAUCUGUAAAAUUCCCUAUUCGAUAUAUUUUUGAAUGUGACUCACUGAUAUAUCUGAAAUAAUCUACACAGAUAAUGAAAUUUAUAACUUUAUGUAGCUUAAAGUUUACUAGUAUCCAAACUGGCUUUUGUUACAGUUUGUUUUACAACUUGUGCCUAUAUGCAUGGGAGGAAGAUCUAAAAACUGGUGUCAGUUUGUACAAUUUGUAUGAUGAAGUUGAGAAUUAUACAUACAUGUUGCAUUAAUAUAUGCAAGGAAAAUGUUAUAUAUAGACAUAAAUAAUUCUUGCCUCAAGUGUGUUAUUGUAGUAACAGCACUUCUUUUAGGAGACUGAAUAUGUGUGUUGUUAUUUUUCCCAGUAAGUUUAUUUCUGUUACUGAGCCUUCCUCAGUGUACAAUAAGUCACAUUAAAAUGACAAUCAGCAGACAUUAGAUAUGGAAAUAGUGAUGUGAAAAUUUUAGAAAUUUUAUGUAAAAGAAAUAAGAUAAUAUAGAGGAAAAACAUUGGCUGCAAUUGUGAUAACUGUAUGUUGUAAAAAGUUGGACUAGCCAAUGAAGAUUUUGCGUAAAGUAAUGGAAUUGAAUAGCUAAACUUACUCUGUGGAAGAGGGAGUCAAAUAUUAAAGUAAAGAAAUAAUGAGUUUCAUGUUGGGGAAAGUGUGGCCAGAGGAUAGAAAACACCAACUUAAACUAAUGCAGAGGAGGAAGAGGGGGAGGGGGGGUAACAGAAGAGCAUUCUGAAUAAUAGGUAUGAAAAGACAAUAUAAAAAAGUGAAGUGAGAUAUUGCAUGACAGUUCACUAUUUGACACAAGGACACUGUCACAUCUCCUAAACAAAAACAUUUACAAGCAUCUUUUGAUCUUGAUGAGAUUGUCUAAAAGCGUCAUGCACCACAACCUGAAGAGAAUAACAUUACAUGAGUCCUCUCCAUAAUCUGUGUAUGAUGUCCUGCUACAUGUUUAGCCACUACUCAAUAUUACUGCAGUGUAUUUUACAGCCUCAAAUGGAUUGGACUCUGCCCAGUUCAUCCCACUUCACACAGUACUGAAAAUGGAAAAUAAACCUUAGAAAGCUGUGAUUUUCUAUACUAGCUACAUUGUAGUAUAAUUUUCAUCCUCUGAUUUAUUAUGUGUAAAAAAUGAUUACACUCUAAGAUUCUCUCGUCUUAUCAUUCACUUAAGAGUGGAGUCAUUGCUUCUCAUUUCUAGAUUUUUUAUGGUUUUGUUUCUGUGCUUCAUUCUCCCUCUAGCUUCUUGCUUUUCCAAUUUUUAGGUAUUGGCCUACCUUUAUACUCUCACUCCCUGUCUCUCAAAGUAGCUAAUUAUCACUGCAUAUUUUAUUUAUUUAGCAUAUGACUGCAAAGUGCGCAAUAAUAUAAAAUUAAGCAUAAAAAUUAAAUUUGUGACUGUGUAUCUGUAGUAAUUCACAGACCAAAGACUAAGUUCACAAUUAAUCUGAUCACUAGCAGAGAAACUGAAAAGAAAUGUUCUCUUGCCUUAGUGUGUUGUUAUAUCAUGUGAUUAAUGUAGGAAAUGAUAGAGUGCUACUUACUGCAAAGAAGACAUGUAAAGUCGCAGAUUGGCCAAAUUAAAUUGUGUCUUUUAAUUGUGAUUGUCUGCAACGUAACAUGUCUUCUUUACAGUAAGUAGCAAUCUGUAUUUUCCUACAUUGUUGAUAUUCCUACCUGGAGUUACCAUUGUUAGAUCAUACCAUUGUCUGAUAAGUGCAGUCAUGUGACACUACUCUAUUUCCUCAAUUUAGUCACUGCCAUUCAUUCCAUUUUUUUCAUAUUCUCUUAAGAUACCACACUUCGUUGAUUCUCUUACAUGCAAUUUUUCAGAACAUAAUCCUAAAGUUUUUCUUGAACAAAUGUGAAUAUACUUACACAGGUUUCUUUGCAUUCCAAAUUGUGUUCUUUAUUAAGGUCCCUAAACUUGUUUCCAUGAUAAAUUUGCAUAUAUUUAAUUGGUGAUGCAGAUUUCAGUGAACCAUUCCAUUGGUAUACAGUUCAGGUUUUUCUGAUUUUUUUUCAAUUACUAUUGCACAGAUUGUUUUGCUGGAUGCUACAGAUGUGGUCAUAGUAGUAUUGGUUCGAGUGUUGUAGAACAAUAAGCAUGAAAUUGUGUCAAUAUUUGUUGAUAACAUCAACUUUAGAAACAUGGUCCUUUCUUAAUCGCAUUGAUGUACCAUAUUCAGCCAGAUUUCGACAAAAUUCUGACUGAGAAGCUAGUUACUUUUGCAGUCAUCCUGCAAGUGGAAGCAUAAGCCUCUUACUAAUAUUAUUUCUGUAGCUUUGCAAGUAUGUUUGGACACUACUUGUAAAAGAAGUGUGAUCCCAAGUAAUUGGAAGUAAGAUCAUGCUUGACGUAUAAAUCAUUCCAGUCCUUUGGAUGUUCCAUAGUAACUUGGUUAGUAUUCAGAUGUAAACAAGAACCAUCAGUUUUAGUAGUCAUUUGAAUUAAUCUCCAUUUUAAUAGACUGCUCUUUAUUCAUCAAGAUCUUUAUUUGACAGCUGUCUCAAGUUUUCAGUGACUUGGCCAAGUCACUUGCACAGUCACAAAUUUUUGUGAUAUGCCUGGAAGAAAAUCAGCUCUAGAUCAUCUGAACAAAGAUGGGAGCAAACAUAAGAAUGUUGUUAUUCAGCACUUUCCCAUUAGUAAAUGUGAUUAUAAACUGAAAACCUAUAGUGAAAAAAUUGUUCAAAAGCAUCAAGAAGUCUGAUAAAAAUUCAUAGUCAGGCUCAAUGUGAUCUAUAAAAUUUAUUCCUGUUCAUUUGAAGUAUUUUCUAUCAGUCUUCCAGGAAUCAGUUGAGAAUAAGAUGCUUCAAAUAUUAAUAACAGUAACUCAGAAGAGCAAGAAACAGUUUUCAGUGCAGUUCCUCAUUUUAAAGUUUCUCCAUCCCUAUAAAUCUUGCUCUUUUAAAUACUUUGUUAUGCAUGUCACAUUCAUCUUUCAGGAUAUGAUGAAAUUUUAGUCAUUGUGGCUCAUAUCAGCUAGAGGUAUACUGUUUAGUGCAGCUCUGCACCAUAUUUGCCUUCCCUGUUGAUGUUAGAGUUUGCAUAUAACUUUUUAAAUGCUUUAAUGUACACAUUAACUUGUACCCAAAAGUCUGCUAAUCUUUAUGCUUUGCUUUGGAGGUUCUCUUCUCUAACUGAUUCGUCAGUGGUCAAUAGGAAUGUGAAUUUAUAUGUUCUUUACAAUCUCUGCCCCAAGACUUGAUACAAAUGUCAAGAAAUGUGUGUUGUUCAGGGAGCCCAGUAAUCAGUAGGUCAUUUCUUGUUUCCCAUUUCUUAUAUAUUAUUUGUAAUAAUAUGUUGGUGUUAUUCUAGUUACUUUCUUUACCCAAUCCAUCAACACUUUUAUUAGGCAUUCUGCAAUAAUAGGUUUCUUAUAUACCAUCAUGCAUUUGUUUUUUAUGGAUAUCUGCUGUGUAUACAGCUGCUAUGUACUCCCUGCAGUUUACAGUUGUACCAUAGGACCAGAGCUCCUUGAAAUGUUUUUUGUCGAACCUAUCAUCCAGUAUAUUACUUGCAUCUUUGCUUUCAUGACCUGACAGUGAUUCUUUAAUUUGAAGAUUUAAUUAAGUGUCAUCACAAAAAUGUUUUCCGCUACAUUGUUCCAGUUUCUGCAUUUACACCUACAUCUACAUUUCCAUGGCUUCCCCACAACAGUCAAAAUGUAUAACUCCCAAGUAGAAGUAGUAGUAGUAGUAGUAGUAGUAGUAGUAGUAAUCUGGAGUAAGAGGGAACUUGAUCCAUGAGCCAUUCCAUUGCAUCAGAAGCUCCAUAUAACUUUUAGCCCUACUCUUCAAGUGGAAGACAAGUCUCACCUCUUGAAGAACUGACCUGUAAUAUGUGGUUAGAUAAUUCAGAACCAUUAUAGAUUCAUUUCCUUAUCACUGUCACUCAGAAGUACUGUAUCACCACCCUUUAGGCAGAUAUGUUUGUUCAUUGAGUGUACACAUCCAGGAAUGGAAAAUAUCUCUUAUUUUUAAGUGGUCUGUUUGAUUUUACCUUCAUGAUUUUUUAAAAUUUUAUAUAAAUAAAUUAUCUGUUUUGUGACAUAUUUCAUCAGAGAUGUAGUGUGUAGCUGUGUACUAAAAUGUUGUUCCACUGUAUCAUAUGGUACAGAAGUAUCUAGAGAAGUAGCUUUCAUAUGGCAUCACAGUUUGCAGUAAUGUAGAUGCUUGUCAUAUUCUACAUCUUAAAAUUUUAAUGAUAUGCCUUCCCCAACACUUUUUUUUAAUAACCAGGGUUUAAUUUCUGGUUUUUACUUUACAAUGUCUUUUGUUCUUGCAAUCUACUGAGAAUCAGGCAAAAACCUUGCUGUUCUUGACAUUUGGUAAUGUUACCUCAGAACAUUUAUAAGUUAAAAAUGCAUUGUCAGUGGCUCUGUUGUGAGUACUAUGUACAGCUUGCCAGUCAGGCUUCCUGUCCACUUUCUCUUGAUGUGUAUGCAGGAGAGGAGGAAACACUUUGAAUUUGGUAAAGUACUAAAACACACCUGUUACAGUGAUUGCUGUAAGUUGCUUAAUUCAUUUUAUAAUAAAUGAAGUCAGGGAGUCUACUUAUGCAUUAAUAUAAAAGAAUGAAGAACUAUUUUGCUUUUACUUUUAUUGCUAAUAUUUUAGACUUAAUGCUGUGAAAUAGUAAACUAAUGGUGAAUGAGGCAAAAAUAAGGACUGCAUCAUGAUUAAUUUGAUGACCUUGUAAAAGUACUGUACGAGUCCACUGCAUGGAUUACAAUUCCAACCUGCAUCAGUGUUAUAACAAUCCUUACAUAUCGUUUAUUGUACAAUAUAAGCAUAUAUAAUUUUUGUCAAUUAUGCUGCCAGACAAAUAUCAUACACACCUCUGUAUGUGUGUCAAUUUUCUUACACUAUGGUGUCUACAUUGGUUAGCCUUAUGCAGUGGAGAAGAAGCUGUACUAGUGUAAUAUUGAGUGUUCCUGCAGCAUCAAGCUUUUGUCGGUUUUUGAGCUCGCAUUUAUUUCUUAAUCUUCCAUUCUCUGUUACAUACCUUAACUGUAAUGUUGCUUGCUGGCAAAAAUUUCUAUUUUGAGAAGAAUGUUUUGUAUUUGUUAUUGUAUCUUGUCUUCUUGGACUUCCAUUAUAUACCAAAACAUUUAUAAAACCAAAUGUACAGAGGAAGUCAUAGUUUGACGUAUAUGUCAUUUAUCUUUUAGAUUUAAGUGCUAAAGGAAAUGAUCUUUUAAACUUCAAUGUGUUGCUAUUUACAAGUGCCUUUUAUCGAAACAGUGAAGAUUGUAUUUUUGUCCAUACAAAUAGAAGUGCCUUUCACUAAAAACUUAAGACAUGGUUUUUAAUUUUCAUUAAAGUGAACACUUUAUUUUGUAUGCUUUUUAUAUGCAAUAACUUUACUGACAGUUACCAGAUAGCAUAUUCAGAGAUUUAUACUGUACAUUUUUAUGUUCCACAUUUUACUUUAAUAAAAUAUCUAUUAGUUAUAUUUAAAUUUGGGUAAAGAUGUACUUUCAUACUUCCUUCCUUUCAAUUUAAUUAAGGUAUUUAUUUGCAUGGUCUUAUAGCUGGAAGUCUGGGAAAUAUUUAAAAAUUAUUGUAAAUGGCUGUUUGAUACUUACAUCAGAUCGCAGAUAUGUGUGUAUUUUCUGUUUAUAACAGGAUAAUGAAAAGGAUAGUUGUUGCUCACAAUAUAACGGAGAUGCUGAAGAAAGACACAAUAAAAGACUGGUGGAAAGUUAGCUUUCAGCCAACAAGGCCUUUUUUCUGUUUAUAAGAAAGUGUAUUGCCUAUAAGAAACCAUAAUAGCGUUGUAAACAGUUUCUCUCUGUAGCAAAAGAUUGAAAGUACUUCUUUAAAAGAAUAGAAAUGAAGAAAAUAAUAAAUGAGACUGUUCACAUUACUCGGGACCAUUUUUUGUGACAUAUUAGUGAACAUGUUUUUGACCUUAAAUUGUAUCCUCACACUGUGUGACAGGUUUAAUUAAAUUUGAUCAAAUCAGUAGCAUUGGAUGAGCACUUUUCUACAAACAAAUUUUUGCUCCCCACCAGAAAAUCUUGCAUAGGAGGUCUGUCCCAAUGUAUAUGAGACUGAUU
This is a messenger RNA of Schistocerca cancellata (South American locust), 8929 nucleotides long. Its product is annotated as calpain-5-like. Gene Ontology annotation, molecular function: calcium-dependent cysteine-type endopeptidase activity. The coding region runs from base 143 to 2170 and encodes 675 amino acids. Lineage: Eukaryota; Metazoa; Arthropoda; Insecta; Orthoptera; Acrididae. Gene Ontology annotation, cellular component: cytoplasm. The record is from RefSeq and is a predicted model, not a curated record. The transcript is spliced from 14 exons. Gene Ontology annotation, biological process: proteolysis.